Messenger RNA from Phycodurus eques (leafy seadragon), 3841 nucleotides. It is a transcript of the gene ints3, whose product is annotated as integrator complex subunit 3. The transcript has 28 exons. The record is from RefSeq and is a predicted model, not a curated record. NCBI's taxonomy places the organism in Eukaryota, Metazoa, Chordata, Actinopteri, Syngnathiformes, Syngnathidae. Gene Ontology annotation, cellular component: cytoplasm. The coding region runs from base 420 to 3656 and encodes 1078 amino acids.
GCACCCUGCGCCAAAAUGCUCGCCAGCGGGCCAGCGGUCGAAGGCCACCGCUGACCUUACGGCACGGAACACCUUAUAAAAGGGUCGACGCGUCAAUUUUGGACACUGCCGCUGCAAAGUCCACAAAGCCCAGGUUGCCGAUUGGCUCCAGCUCCGCUGGAACGCGCCUCCUGCAAUUGGUCAAACUUCACGUCACUCAGAUGCAUCGCAGCAGUGAUUGAUGGAGAAGCCGGUAGUGAUGGCCGUUCACUUCCUGAAGUCGAACAGAAGCUCGGAGCGGGACGGGAGGGAAGUUCCUCGAGUGGAACUUUAAUAAACAAAGCAUUUCCUAUUCCUCCCCUCACAUUUUGUCCUACUUCCACGCCUGCGCGCCCUCCAGCGGCUUCAGCUCGGCGGGGAAGGCGAAGCGGCCGCUGCAGAUGGAAGCUGCACCGGCCAAGGCCAAGCCGCAGGGCCGCCUCCUGGUGUCCACGCAACUGGACGCCAAAGACGACUUGGAGGAGAAACUGGAGCGUUGUAUUGGAGCGGUUCACUCCUUGAUCAAUGGCCUUUCCGAGAGAGAAGCGAACGACGCUCUGACCGCCAAUGUGUGUAAAGGCCAGCAGCAGCAUGAGGAGGUUUGUCUCGGUCUCUUCGCUCUGCUCCUCACCGAGCCGGCUCAGGCCCAGAGGUGUUACAGAGACCUGACUUUGGUGAACCGAGAUGGGAUGAAUGUGGUCCUGGUGAAGAUCAACCAAAUCUUAAUGGAGAAGUUCCUCAAGCUGCAGGAUGUCCCCAGAAAGCAGCUGGUGUGGCUGGUCAGAGAGUUGGUGAAGAGCGGUGUGAUGGCAGCUGAUGGCGUUGUCAUGACGCUGCUCAAACAAAUUGCAGGAGGAGACGUGUCCACAAAGAACUUGUGGUUGGCUGAGAGCGUCCUCGACAUCCUGUUGGAGCAAAAGGAGUGGGUUCUGAAGAGCGGGAUGCUGAUAGCCAUGUCUGUGUACACAUUCCUGCGCCUCAUCGUGGACCACGGCGCUCCCAACCUGCUUCCUCUACGUCAGAAGGAAGUGGACUUCUGCAUCGGGAUGCUGAGGGAGAAGUUCUUGGAGUGCGUGAUCAUUGGCAGAGAUUUGGUGCGCCUGCUGCAGAACGUGGCUCGGAUCCCCGAGAUGGAUCUCCUGUGGCGAGACCUGCUCCACAACCCGCAAGUCCUCAGUCCUCAGUUCACCGGCAUUCUGCAGCUGCUCACAGCUCGGACUUCCCGAAAGUUCCUGGCGUGUCGUCUGACCCCCGACAUGGAGACCAAGCUCCUGUUCAUGACCUCCAGGGUCCGCUUCGGGCAGCAGAAGCGCUACCAGGACUGGUUCCAGCGGCAGUACCUGUCCAUGGCCGAGAGCCAAUCGCUGCGCUGCGAUCUGAUUCGUUACAUCUGCGGCGUGGUCCACCCGUCCAAUGAGGUCCUUAGCUCCGACAUCCUGCCGCGAUGGGCCAUCAUUGGCUGGCUGCUCACCACCUGCACGUCAAACGUGGCUGCCUCCAAUGCCAAACUGGCGCUCUUCUACGAUUGGCUGUUCUUCAACCCUGACAAGGACAGCAUCAUGAACAUAGAGCCGGCCAUCUUGGUCAUGCAUCAUUCCAUGAAGCCUCACCCCGCUAUCACCGCCACGCUUCUGGACUUCAUGUGUCGGGUGAGACUCCGCCGUCACGUGACCCGCCGACGUCCCGGAAUCACUUGGCUCCUCCUUUCCUCCUCUCCUCAGAUCAUUCCUCACUUCUUUCCUCCGUUGGAAGUUCAAGUUCGUCAGGGCGUCUUCAACUCGCUGACGUUCAUCAUGGAGAAGAGAGUGCUGGCGCACUUGGCGCCGUUGUUCGACAACCCGAAGUUGGACCGAGAACUUCGCUCCAUGCUCAGAGAAAGAUUCCCAGAGUUCUGCAGCGCCCCCUCUCCACCUAUGGAAGUGAAAAUGGAGGAGAUGACAUGCAUGGAGAUGGAGCACAUGAUGGACAAGGAGGAAGGUUGCUAUGACAACACAGAAGCAGCCUUCAGUGAUGAUGAGGAGGAGGUCAACAACAAAGGGAAGAAGCGCGAGUUCAGGUUUCAUCCAAUCAGAGAGGCUGUAGUGGAGGAGCCUGCUGACAUCACACCCUGGCUCGACCAGUUAGAAGACACCAUGAAGGAAAAGGUUGUCCAGCUGCAGAAGUCAAGUGACACGGAGACGCAGUGUGAAGUCAUGCAGGACAUUGUGGACCUCAUCCUGGAGGAGGACUUUGACACGGAGCAGAUGUCGGCUUUAGCGUCGUGUCUGGCGGAAAUCUUUAAGGAACAUUUCCGAGGAGACGUCCUGCCUGAAGACAUCACUGACGAGUCCCUGGAGGAAUCUGUGUGCAAGGCGGUGUGUCUAGUGUUCAGGAACCUGGUGACCAUGCAGGAGGACAACAGCGGCUUCUCGGUUCUUCUGGACAUGCUGGCGGAACUUUACCAGAAGCAACCCAAGAUCGGCUACCACCUCCUCUACUACCUCAAAGCCAGUAAAGCGGCAAAUGGCAAGAUGAUGCUGUACGAGUCGUUCGCCCAGGCCACGGCGCUCGGAGAUCUCCACACGUGUCUCAUGAUGGACAUGAAGGCGUGUCAGGAGGACGACGUGCGGCUGCUUUGCUACCUGACGCCCUCAAUCUACUCGGAGUUUCCAGAUCAGACGUUGCGAAGCGGCGAGCUGCUGAACAUGAUCGUCGCCGUCAUCGAUUCCACCCAGUUGCAGGAGCUGAUGUGUCACGUGAUGAUGGGAAACCUGGUCAUGUUCCGAAAAGACUCCGUCCUCAACAUCCUAAUCCAGUCUUUGGAUUGGGAGACGUUUGAGCAGUACAGCACGUGGCAGCUGUUCCUAGCACACAGCAUCCCUCUGGAGACCAUCAUUCCCAUCCUGCAGCACCUCAAGUACAAAGAACAUCCGGAGGCCUUGUCCUGUCUGCUGCUGCAGCUGCGUCGGGAAAAGCCCAGUGAGGAGAUGGUGAAGAUGGUUCUGAGCAGACCUUGUCACAGCGAGGACCAGUUCACCACCAGCCUCCUGCGACACUGGGCGUCCAAGCACGACGACACCCUGGCCGAACACAUCAAAGCGCAACUAAUCAAGAACAACAACCAACCCCGAAAGAGGCAAAGUCUCCGGAGCUCCAGCAGCAAACUGGCUCAGUUGACUCUUGAACAGAUCCUGGAACAUCUGGACAACCUCAGAUUGAGCCUGAACAACACCAAGAACAGCUGUCAGUACGCGCACACACACACACACACACACACACACACACACACACUUGCAUUCAUUGAUCGGUCGGUGGCGGCUGUCCUGAUGGCGAGUGUUGGCGUGUGCUCAGUCUUCAGUCAGACUCCCAUCCUUCAGGCUCUGCAGCACGUUCAGGCCAGUUGCGAUGAAGGACACAAGAUGAGGUUCAGCGACCUGUUCGCGUUGGCCGAAGAGUACGAAGACUCUCAGGCCAAACCGCUCAAGUCUCGCCGGAAGGCGGCGGCCACGUCGCCCAGGUCCCGCAAGGGCGUGGCCCCGCCCAGCAACAACGAAGAGGAGAGCGCCUCCAGCAGCGCGUCGGAGGAGGAAGACUCCAAGCCCAAAGCUCCCAAGAGAAAGAGGAAAUGCUCGUCGGCCGUAGCGUCUGACAGCGACUGAUCCCGAGGCCCUCGGCGGACGCUACCGAAUUUUAGCUCGCCCUGACACGCGUCGGCCAUUUUCCCACAAUGCACUGUGACCUUUGUCUUUUUUGAAACUUAAAUUGUGGACGUUUUGACUUCCUGUUGUUUUUAGCAGCUCCUUCCUCUUUGUCCCGCUGCAGUAAAACACUUUGUAUAAAGCCU